AUGAAAAAUACAUCCAAGUGGAAACUAUCCACCGGAAAAUUUGUAGAAGAUUUGCUAUAUGAAUAUGGUUUAAAAUGUACCUCUGAACAUAUGUGUCAUAGUUUUAUUUUAGAUCCAGAUGAUAAUUCUUAUAUCAAUGAUAAAAUAUUACAAAAGAAGAGUUUGAAGAAAUUUGUACGUUUAUUGACAAAUGAUAAUGAAUCAAUAUCAGAAAACUAUGUUUGUGAACUUCAUCAUGACAUAGAUUGGAACAAUGGUAUAAUUAUCCAUUUGUGGGGGCCUAUCUUGGACCAAUGCUUUGCAAAUAUUGAAAAUAUGGAGCAAGUUCAUGGAGAAUCUUCUAGUUUAGCAUCUGCAUUAAGAAAAAAUUUAGGUCAUACAGUUCCUGGUAUAAAACAAUUGGCUAGAUCAAAAAUGGGUCAAAGGGCAGAUUUGGUACUACAUGUUUCUUCAGACUUAGAAUUUAGUGGGGCAGAAGCUGGGAGAUUUUAA
Molecule: messenger RNA, 492 nt
Organism: Entrophospora sp. SA101
Lineage: Eukaryota; Fungi; Glomeromycota; Glomeromycetes; Entrophosporales; Entrophosporaceae
Source: the annotation of a GenBank genome assembly